GGGGGUCUGUGAGGACGUGUUCUGGGAAGCCAGAUCUGCAGCCGGCGGGCCUGGCGCCAUGGAGCCACUGUACCAACAAACGCACAAGCAGGUCCACGAGAUCCAGUCUCACAUGGGACGCCUGGAGACGGCCGACAAGCAGUCUCUGCACUUAGUAGAAAAUGAAAUCCAAGCAAGAAUAGACCAGAUAUUCAGCCACCUAGACCGUCUGGAGAUUUUAUCCAACAAGGAACCCCCUAACAAAAGGCAGAAUGCCAAACUUCGGGUUGACCAGUUAAAGUAUGAUGUCCAGCACCUGCAGACUGCUCUCAGAAACUUCCAGCACCAGCGCUACGCGAGGGAGGAGCAGGAGAGGCAGCGAGAGGAGCUGCUGUCUCAAACCUUCACCACCAACGACUCUGACACCACCAUCCCGAUGGACGAGUCCCUGCAGUUUAACUCCUCCCUCCAAAAAGCCCACCGUGGCAUGGAUGACCUCAUUGGAGGCGGCCACAGUAUUCUGGAAGGACUGAGGGCCCAGAGACUGACCUUGAAGGGGACUCAGAAGAAGAUCCUCGACAUCGCCAACAUGCUGGGCUUGUCCAACACAGUGAUGCGGCUCAUCGAGAAGCGAGCAUUCCAGGACAAGUACUUCAUGAUAGGAGGCAUGCUGCUCACCUGCGUGGUCAUGUUCCUCGUGGUGCAGUACCUGACAUGA
Molecule: messenger RNA, 697 nt
Organism: Orycteropus afer afer
Lineage: Eukaryota; Metazoa; Chordata; Mammalia; Tubulidentata; Orycteropodidae
Gene: GOSR2
Product: golgi SNAP receptor complex member 2
Biological process (GO): intra-Golgi vesicle-mediated transport; vesicle fusion
Cellular component (GO): Golgi apparatus; late endosome membrane; ER to Golgi transport vesicle membrane
Molecular function (GO): SNAP receptor activity; SNARE binding
Source: RefSeq, a predicted model, not a curated record